UGAACGCACAAGAGCCUCUAUGGCGCUAGAUUCCGGGCAGAUGGAUGCCACGCUUCCGUUGUGAUCUGAAGACAUAGUCUGAAUCUUACAUCCACAAGUUCUAUACAUUGUCCCGCGAACAAAUGAAGAACGUCAAUGCUGCUGACGGGAAUAAUUCGUUCACGCAUUGUGCAUGGACAACCGUGAAUGUCGCUUCCCUUGUCAAGCACUGGUUCCACCACCGCGCGCGCUACUUCAGCUUCCACCCUUACACACAGAGAAAGUUCGUCAUAAUCUCCCAGUGCGAGGAGUCCAGUCGGUGCACCAGACGAACGCUUGGGGAGUUGCCUGUAGCGUCGGUGACUCUCGAGCCUGGAUACGACGGAUUUGUCGACGAGGAGAAAACUCAUGGUGCACUACAGAGAAAUUGUGAGUGUACCUACGCUCCGCCCGUCCUGGCCCUCAAAGUAAUCGGUCUAGAAAUGCUCCCUAAAUAUGCCUCUCUGGCGAUGAUUAUUCUGCAUGAUCGUGUAUUUGAUCAUCUUCUGGGAAGAUUACCAAAGCGCCGUAGCCCAGAGGGAGUGGGAAUGGAGUAUGGAGGAAAGAAUAGGGUAGAUACGCCACUACUGAAGUCUGUGCCGUGUCGUUAGAUGCUUGCGAAUAAAUUCUAUUCGCGAUGUCGACAUUUUCCAGGUGUUUAAUUCUAUACCUUUGUACCCCUCAAAUACAAUUUAUCCCGACAUGAUAU
Desarmillaria tabescens is the source of this 727-nucleotide messenger RNA. RefSeq lists its product as uncharacterized. The coding region runs from base 123 to 629 and encodes 168 amino acids. NCBI's taxonomy places the organism in Eukaryota, Fungi, Basidiomycota, Agaricomycetes, Agaricales, Physalacriaceae. The record is from RefSeq and is a predicted model, not a curated record. The transcript is spliced from 4 exons.